Trematosphaeria pertusa is the source of this 1542-nucleotide messenger RNA. RefSeq names its product cytidine deaminase-like protein. Bases 154 to 1422 code for a protein of 422 amino acids. The transcript has 2 exons. NCBI's taxonomy places the organism in Eukaryota, Fungi, Ascomycota, Dothideomycetes, Pleosporales, Trematosphaeriaceae. The record is from RefSeq and is a predicted model, not a curated record. Gene Ontology annotation, molecular function: tRNA-specific adenosine-34 deaminase activity. Gene Ontology annotation, cellular component: nucleus; cytoplasm.
GGUCGACUGAUCGGUCUUACUAGGCCGUGAUGUGUGCACGACGGAGUGCGGUCGGCUUGAGGAGGUAGAGGCAGGCGCAUUCGAAGCUCGGCGUGGAAAGCUUUGUCCAGCCCGUCGCCGACCAACCCUCCACCACCAAACACCGAAGACGCCAUGGGUGCCGACGCUGCCGUCCUCAGCGGCCAGCUCGUCCCGUUGAGGACCAAGGACGAAGUGCGCGCCAGCCUCGAAACACACAGCGUCUACGUGGUCGAGAUCUCCGCCCGCUAUGCCAACCUGGUGAAGGAUGUUGUCCAAGCAGCUCUUCCGGCCUUCAAGUCAGCCGAGAUAUCGCACCUGCGCCGCGUGGUGCAAUUCAAAUACCUACCGCCGCAUCUACAGAAACAGUUCUAUCCGCCGGGAAGGCUGCAGAGAGGUGAUGAGGAUACCACCCCAUUAUCCUUAUCUCCCACCUCUACCCCUCUGCCUCCCUCCCCAACAGAGGACGAGAGUAUUGAAGACUCCAGUACUGAAGAUGUGGAUGCAGUGCGCUAUUUCAUCCUCUGCCCGACUCGCUUCCUCCAGCACGCCGAGCUCUUCGCCACGCUUCGUGAAAAUCCUCCCUUCAAUACGCUCAAGACCCCGCCGAGGAUAUUCUAUGUGACGGUUCCCGCGCUUGCUCCCACGUCGGCAGAGCAGGCAGAGCAAUGGAGCGUGCAAUACUGGCCCAUCGCGUAUAAGAACACGAACCCAUACGGACCGCAUCCGAGCCUUGUCGCACGGAACACGGCCGAGAUCGAAGCCGAAGCAGGCGACUGGCUUUCCCUCGCAGAGUCGGCCGGCUGCCACAUAUCCCAGAUGGAGCUGGGGGAGAGCAUUGGCUGUGUGGUCGUGGACCGAACGCGCGGGACACCCGAGGUCAUCGCCGUGGCAGGCGACUGUCGCUGGCGCUCUCCCAGCGGCGCCACCGAAGCCCACAUCUACCCCGGGAACGUCAUGGCACAUGCAGUCCAUCGCGCAAUCGCUAUGGUCGCCAAAAAGCGACUCCGACUUGCAGGUGCCGAUCCGACGCUCCUCGACCGCUCGUUGUUCUGCGACAUCCCCCUCACAGACAUCGAGAAGCAAUACUACGAACAAGACAACAUCCCAGCGAACGGAUAUUUGUGCGUGGACCUGGACAUAUACAUGACGCAUGAGCCGUGCGUCAUGUGCUCGAUGGCUAUACUGCACUCGAGGUUUAGGCGCUGCGUCUUCGGAAAGAGGAUGCCGUUGACGGGCGGCAUGACGGCAGACACUGCGGGCAAUCCCAGCAAUCCCGGGAAGGGUUUGCAACAUGGCAUGUUCUGGCGUCCGAGCGAGUUGAACUGGAAGUUUUUGGUAUGGGAAUGGCAGAGCAAGGAUAAGGAGACGGAAGCGCGCAUUAAGGAUACCCUGCAUGUUUAGAUUUGGGACCACCGGAUUGGUUUUGUUGGAUAGGCUUUCUUAGCAAGACAUAGACUACUGGCCCAGGCCUAGAGCAUAAAAUAGAUUUAAUUUCGCACUGGGUGCGAGGACAUGACGGAC